CAGAGACCUGUGACGAUAUUAAUGAGUGUCUGGGGCCGAGCAUGCCACACUGCGGACGCAGUGCAGUCUGCAGCAAUGCACCGGGGAGUUACUACUGCCACUGCAUCGAUGGCUACGAGCCCAGCCCUGGGAAAGCCAAGUUCAUGCACUCGAGUGAGAACAGCUGCCGGGAUAUUGACAAGUGUCAGGGCCCGAGCCCGGCAGACUGUGGACCCCACGCAAACUGCAUCAACAUGCCUGGGAGUUACUACUGCAGCUGCGUCGAUGGCUACGAGCCCAGCUCUGGGAAAGCCAAGUUCAUGCACGCGAGUGAGAACAGCUGCCAGGAGACCUCACCCAGCCGUUCCUGCGCCAGCCCCAGGCCGCACAUUGACAAGUGCCAGCGAAACGCCACAAUCUGUGGCGAAACGCCCCACAGGAACUGCAUCAACAUGCCAAGGCGUUACAUGUGUAAAUGCAGUUGGGGAUUUGGGAAGAGUCAAAAGAGUAUUUCUCAGAUCUGCACAGACAUCGACGAGUGUAACAAGACCCGAGAUAUCUGCAGCCCCAACGUCACGUGUAUCAACACCAUCGGGAGCUACUGGUGUGAGUGCCGGGCCGGCUACGUCCCCUCCAACAGGAACACAGCCCUGUGCCAAGAGGAGACAGAUCUUUUAUUCUGA
Mauremys reevesii (Reeves's turtle) is the source of this 662-nucleotide messenger RNA. RefSeq names its product adhesion G protein-coupled receptor E2-like. The record is from RefSeq and is a predicted model, not a curated record. The transcript has 7 exons. The coding region runs from base 42 to 662 and encodes 206 amino acids. Gene Ontology annotation, molecular function: calcium ion binding. Lineage: Eukaryota; Metazoa; Chordata; Testudines; Geoemydidae.